Messenger RNA from Salvia miltiorrhiza (redroot sage), 1306 nucleotides. RefSeq lists its product as uncharacterized. NCBI's taxonomy places the organism in Eukaryota, Viridiplantae, Streptophyta, Magnoliopsida, Lamiales, Lamiaceae. Bases 421 to 1158 code for a protein of 245 amino acids. The record is from RefSeq and is a predicted model, not a curated record. The transcript is spliced from 3 exons. Gene Ontology annotation, molecular function: DNA binding.
AGAAAGGGAGCUAUUUUUAUUUAUAUAUAUAUAAAUAACAUAGGAAUUUAAGGCUGAAAACCCUUACUAGCGCUGAAACCAAAUUUUUUUUAUUAAGAAGCUGCGCUGCGCCGCUGCUACGCCUCGCUCGCACCACCACCGCCAGCCACUGCUCCGCCUCGCACCACCACCGCCGGCCACUGCUCCCUGCCCGUCUCGCACCACCAGGUCCACCACCGCUGGAGAAAACAUAGAGAGGUGAAUUGAAACUUUGAAUUCAAAAUGCAAUUGAAGCUUUGAAUUUGUUGAUUUUUUUUUGGGAAUGUGUUCUUGGAAUGAGUUUUUUGAAGACUGAUGGGUCGGCAGAAUUAAUGGAAUUUGUAUAUGUUUUUGGGAAUUUGUUGAUGCAAUUCAAAACAUAGUUGGAAUUAAUUUAGUGGGAUGGCAGCACAGCACAUGGGUCGGCACUGGUCACACUCUCUUUGUAAACUCAUAUACAUCUUCUUCUCCUCUCUCUUCUUUGUAGCGCACUCUGCAGAAAUCAUGGACACGAUGCCCUCAUUUUACAAGAUCUUGAUGGACCUCCCUCCCAAACUCCUAUUGCCAAAGGGUUUCACGGAUAAGUACGGCGAAAACUUGUCCGAAAGAGUUAGGCUAAGAAACAAGAGCGGCACCUCAUGGAAUGUGAGGCUCGAGAAAAUGAGAGAAGAAGGAGAAGAAACCGAUGCUUACUACUUCACGAGAGGAUGGACCAAAUUCUCUAAUGACGUGGACCUUAAGACCUUCGAAGUGCUCGUCUUUUUCUACGCCGGAAACUCCACAUUCGACGUCACCGUAUACGCGGUCACUGCACUGGAGAAGGAGCCGGCCGGCUUCAGAGCUGCGGCUAAUCCCAUGUGCCGAUUUGAGUUGAAGCAACACAACUACCAUAAAUUUCAUGUUCCGAAGGAUUUCUCGGAUGCGUGUGGUUUGAAGCAGAAAAGGGAAGUGCGGUUGGAGUGUCUGGGCGGGUCGAGUGCGCGAGUUAAGGUGAACUCGUGUAAGGGCCGCGUUGAUUUUGGCGGGGGCUUGUCCGGAUUCUUCAAAGCGAACAACUUCGCUAUUAACAGAACUUACUCUCUUGAGUUCCUUCCCGCUGAGAAUGUGAUUAGGGUUGGACCAGACUAUCUCUUAUCUUAGGAUUUUUAUGACUUUUUCAACAUAUAUUGCAUGUUGUCUGCUAUCAAUUCUAAUUAAUGGCGUUUACAUUUUGGUUUAUAUGUGUUGAGUAUUGAAAUUUAUGUUUUAUAUAUAUAUGAUGUAUAUAUGUGUGUGUGGCGGCUGCUGA